Ilex paraguariensis (yerba mate) is the source of this 1467-nucleotide messenger RNA. The record is from the annotation of a GenBank genome assembly. Lineage: Eukaryota; Viridiplantae; Streptophyta; Magnoliopsida; Aquifoliales; Aquifoliaceae.
AAAGAAGGUAGUACAAUUGAGUCGAGUCGGUUUGUGGGGGCGAGACACGGUAGAGAAAUCGAGAAAGCAAACCCCAAAACCAAGAGGAAGAAAAAAAGUGAGACAGAGAGAGGAGAGAGAAAACCCUCGUCUCUCUUUCCUCUCUUCACAUCCACAGUAGAGAGAGGAAAAAAGAAAGCGUUAGAGAGAGAAAGUGAGAUUAUCUUCUCUGGUGGUAUUGGGGUCAUUGUUCUUUAGAUAUUACAUUUACUGAAUUGUUUACAUCUAUUCUCUCUCUCUCUCUUGUUUCCUGUAUACAAAACUUUUUUUUAGAUCUUCAAACUCCGGCCAUGCGGAGAGUCAGAGCGGCCAAGGUGGCGGCGGUUGAGCAACAGACCAUGGUUGGGGCCGGAGAAGCUAACGGAUCUGGAGGAUCGAAAGAGAUUAGGUUCCGAGGAGUGAGAAAGAGACCAUGGGGAAGAUUUGCAGCAGAGAUCAGAGACCCAUGGAAAAAAGCUAGGGUUUGGUUGGGGACUUUUGACUCGGCGGAGGACGCUGCUCGAGCCUACGACGCAGCUGCUCGUUCGCUUCGAGGUCCCAAGGCCAAGACCAACUUCCCCAUAACCACUCCUUUGAAUCCCUACCCUCAGUUUCAUCAAAACCCUAACGAUCCCUUCGUCGAUCACCGUUUGUUCUCUCAGAAUUACCCUCCAGAGCACCCGAUCGUCGCCCAGAGGCCCACCACUAGCAGUUUGAGUAGUACAGUUGAGUCGUUCAGUGGCCCCAGGCAGACUCAGCCGGUUGUGAUACCGUCCCGGAGAUACCCUCGGUCGCCGCCUUUGCUGCCAGACGAUUGCCACAGCGAUUGUGACUCGUCCUCGUCGGUGGUUGAUGAUGGAGACGGAGAUAUUGCUUCGUCAUCGGUUCGGAAACCCUUGCCUUUCGAUCUAAACUUACCUCCGUCGCUUGAUGUUGACUCUGUGGGCGAUGAUCUUCACUGCACAAAUCUUUGUCUGUGACGGUCGAUCCUAUCAAUCCAAACCAUUUUAUCAAUCUUUUAAUAUUUUUUGUUCUCUUUUUAUGCGGAGAAAAAACCCAAAAAAAAAAAGAGAAAUCAUAGACAGGAUUAAAACCAAGAUGAUAAAGAUCGAACAGUCGGCUGUCUUUUAUGAGUCUGUUUGAAAAGAAUUCCUUUUUAAUGUUAUGGUUAGAGGUUGUGAUAUGAUCUUGCUAUGCCAAUCUGGGGAUUUCAACUAUCUAUGGUCUUUUGGAUUAAUGAGUCUGUUGUUGAAGUCAUGUUAUUCAUUGUAAACGGAAAGAGGAUCGUCUGUCGUUAGGUUUAGAUCCUCUUGAUCUCUGAUCUUCUUACCCAUCAACCCCUGGCUUGUUGUAAAAAAAAUUGGAGAUUAUCUCAUGCAAUGCUACUCAGAAAAUUUAUGACUUCCUGUGUUUGUUAUUCUAUGUUCAAAUGCAGUAUUUUUUUUUUGU